This is a messenger RNA of Rhodamnia argentea, 1707 nucleotides long. RefSeq names its product tyrosine-protein phosphatase RLPH2-like. Bases 1 to 1089 code for a protein of 362 amino acids. The record is from RefSeq and is a predicted model, not a curated record. The transcript has 5 exons. Gene Ontology annotation, molecular function: hydrolase activity. Lineage: Eukaryota; Viridiplantae; Streptophyta; Magnoliopsida; Myrtales; Myrtaceae.
AUGAGGACGCACUCCCAUGUUCCGGUGUCUCCAUCUCUCUCGUCGUCGCCAAAUUCAGUUUUGCAAUCUGCUUCUGCUGCUGCUGCCUGCCACUCAACCGAGUCCUCGAUCGCCAGCGGAAACCUGAACACAAUGAGCACUCCCGACCCGAACCCGAGCCCGGCCGCGGCCUCGCCGCGAACCGUCAUCUGCGUCGGCGACGUCCACGGCUACUACACCAAGCUCCGCGCCCUCUGGGCCAACCUCGAGUCCUCCAUCCCGCCCCACGACUUCCGCACCGCCCUCGUCGUCUUCCUGGGCGACUACUGCGACCGCGGCCCGGACGCCCGCCGCGUCAUCGACUUCCUCCUCUCCCUCCCCUCCGCCUACCCCAACCAGACCCACGUCUUCCUCGCGGGCAACCACGACUUCGCCUUCGCCGCCUUCGUCGGCGCCGUCCACGGCGACGCCGAGGCGUUCAGGGAAGGGUGGAAGGUGUUCGAGUCGUACGAGGAGAGCGAGGGAUGGUACAGAGGCGAGGGGUACGAGAAGAUGCACUUGCAGGCGAGGAGGUGGGCCGGGAAGAUCAAGGCCAGGUUCAACGAGGCCAAGGGGUUGGAGUACAAGGGCUCCGUCUUUGACGCCGUCCCGACUUUCGAAUCGUAUGGCGUGGCUCAUGGAUCUGCAGAUUUGGUUAAGGCAGUUCCAGAAGAACAUAAAAAGUUUCUUGCUGAUAUGGUUUUGGUCCAUGAAGAGGAUGAUGUUUGUAUAACAACUCCGGAAGGAACUAAGCACUGUAGAUUAAUCGCUGUCCAUGCUGGGCUAGAGAAAGGAAAAGAUGUUGGAGAGCAACUGAGAUCGCUGAAAGCCAAGGACACUUGGAUGGCAAAGAUAGAGGCUAUCGCUGGAAGGAAAAAUGUCUUGGACAUUCCAGAGGAGCUAAUCGAACCUCCAACGAUUGUGGUGAGUGGUCAUCAUGGAAAGCUUCACAUUCAAGGUCUUAGACUAAUAAUCGACGAAGGCGGUGGGUAUCCGGAUAAACCUGUGGCGGCUGUUGUGCUCCCUUCACUGAAGAUCAUACGCGACACUGACGUUCUUCCAACGGAGUAAUGGAAUUUACAAUAAAUGGUUUGCAUAAUUAUUGAGGAUGAUUAGGUAUAGCAAGUAAUAUAUAAACAAUAAAUCUCUUCUUGAAGAUGAGCACGAGAUGGUAUCUUUCUUUGAUUGUAAUCUUUUACAUCUAUUUUGUAACUAGUCACACUUGGGACAGCUUAAAUCUUUUAUUGCGUUAAUCUCUAUUCUAGUGAAUAGCAUCGAUGCUUCCACAGAUUCUUCUUAUUUAGAAGAUGAACUGACUUAGGAGGACAAAAUUCCAGAAUUUUCUGCGAUGUUCGCGCACAUUCGGGUCUUUCAGUCAGCUAGGUAGCCGAGGAGGUGCUACUUUUACUUUCAGUACAUAAAACCAAUAUCCAAGUAGAACAAGGUGGUGCUUUCAGCGAUAAAUCUAGGAUCUGACUUCAUAUGGGGUGUUGCUGUGCUUCUCUUUAAGCAAAUAGUAGUACCAUUUGACUGUUCCUUCUCAGUUCGGUAGUUUUGGUAUAUGAUGGCUACUGACUUGGAUUUGGUUCCUCUGGCGGCACUUGGUAGUACUGCAUUCGGGACGGGUUUUUGUUCCAUUCUGAGGCAAAAUAAGGUUGAUAUGGAAUUUCCCUGCCACUACUCAUCUAA